Messenger RNA from Dicentrarchus labrax (European seabass), 1268 nucleotides. RefSeq names its product NK2 transcription factor related 7 (gene nkx2.7). Gene Ontology annotation, cellular component: nucleus. Gene Ontology annotation, biological process: regulation of transcription by RNA polymerase II; cell differentiation. The transcript has 2 exons. Gene Ontology annotation, molecular function: DNA-binding transcription factor activity, RNA polymerase II-specific; RNA polymerase II cis-regulatory region sequence-specific DNA binding. The record is from RefSeq and is a predicted model, not a curated record. The coding region runs from base 153 to 947 and encodes 264 amino acids. NCBI's taxonomy places the organism in Eukaryota, Metazoa, Chordata, Actinopteri, Moronidae.
UAUAUCUAUACCUUGCUCUUUAGCUGGACUCUUGAAUGAUUAAAAUCUUCCCAGGGCCUCACUCGUCAGCCAGUUAAGAGAAACGUCCGGCAGCAUCACCAGCAGCUCGAGCACAGCGCGUAAAAGAAAGAUCCAAAUCACUUUACAGGCAAAUGGAAAAGGCGGGGAUGGAUCCCAGUUUAACGAGCACGACGCCUUUUUCAGUGAAGGAUAUUUUAAAGCUGGAGCACCACCAUGACUUUGAACACGAGUUCUUGAUGACUGAUCAAGUUGUCCCGAUGCAUUAUCGGCACGUACACGGUGCGUCCCGGAGCAGGGACAUUUAUGAGUGCCAGCCGGAGCCGUACGUCUCUGGGAUGCAGGAGAAGCUCGAUACUCACAACUCAGCAGCCGAAGACGAGAUAAAUGAACAAGAAAUAAGCGGUCUUCACAGUUCACCUGACUGUGGCAAGGACUCAAAAAGCAGACCCAGGCAGCGCAGGAAGCCCCGGGUCCUCUUCUCCCAGUCCCAAGUGUCCGAGCUGGAGAGGCGCUUCAGGCAGCAGCGCUACCUGUCCGCCCCGGAGAGAGAGCAACUGGCCCACAUCCUCAAACUCACCUCCACACAGGUCAAAAUCUGGUUUCAGAACAGGAGGUACAAAUGCAAGCGCCAAAGGCAGGACAAGUCUCUGGAGCUGGCGGGGUAUCCACCUGCACCGAGGAGGGUGGCGGUGCCGGUGCUGGUGCGGGACGGGAAGCUCUGCAGCUCAAGUUCACACUCAGCACCGUAUAAUGUGACUCUUGGACAUUAUAAUCCCGUGUUUGGAUAUGGAAACGGCAGUGUGUAUGGCUGCAGUUAUCACAGUGUGUCGCCUUCAGCCAGUAUGUCUAAUUACCACGUUAACAGCGAGGGGCCCUUCAACCACGGACAUUUCCAGGCUUCAUUACAGGGUGUCAAAGGCUGGUGAUAGAAAAUGGCCUGUAUGGUAGAAAGCUAUCAAAUAUUUCAGUAUGUCACAUUUUUUUAUGGAACAUUUUGUGUCUGUUGCCAGUUCUCUCAUGUUGGCAAAUUAAAAAUCAGCUUCUUUGUUAACACGUUCUAUUGUCCUUUAUUAUUGUUGUACGAUUAAACAUAUAUUUCACACUUUAAAUAGCAUCAGAUUCAGAUUUUUAAAUGUAAAAUGUAAUAUGGGUUAGAAAAAGCUUUUGAUAUUUAAUUUGUCGAAAUACAUUUACAUGCUUACACAUUUUUGUCCCUGGGUUAAUAUUAAAUCCUUUUCUUUUUGUGA